UCCCCUCCCCCGUGCUGUUCGUCGGCGGCGACCUGGUCGGCGGCGACCUGGCCGGCGGCCGUUAGGCUCCCAGAGGCCGUUCCUUCAGGCCUUUUCCUUCUGGGUGGUGGGGAGGCGGUCUCCCUGCCGUUACCGCAACCCUCCUCUCAGCGCCCAGCUCUCCUCGUGGGGAAACAGGCCGGUUGGGAUUUCGGGACUUUCCCGCCAGAGCAGGGUCAUCUCUCACGCGAAAGCUGUUUUCACCGGGAAGAUCAGCUUUCUGUAACACCUGCUUCCUCUCCCGCCUUCCGUGAGACCUGAAUGAUAUUUCUCGACUACUUCUGCGUCUCACGUAAACAUUUCUCCAACUCUUUUACUCUGGUAUCUCCCUGAGAUGUGAUAUCGCUAGUGCCACCACCAGAAAGAGACGUCUGGACCUUCCUGCCCAGGUUCUGAAAAUCCCCUUAACUGCCACGGUUUGCUUACCUGGCUCAUCGCCUUCUGGACUUUGUAUCCCUGCCAAAGUCAGUGAUGUGAAAAGACCUGACAUGGAUGAUAUUGCUGAUAGGGUGAGGAUGGAUGCUGGAGAAGUAACUUUAGUGAACCACAACUCCAUGUUCAAGACCCAUCUCCUGUCACAAACAGGUUUUCCGGAGGACCAGCUUUCACUUUCUGACCAUCAGAUAUUACCUUCCAGGCAAGGAAAUUUGGAUGGCUCUUAUACAUGUUCUGCAAGAAGUGCAGCUUAUGGUCCAAAUUAUUAUUCAGGAUUCUUUGUCAGCAAGAUGAGAUCUCCUCCCCUAAAAAGACAUAACCCUUCCUUAGACAGUUUUCUUGGCUCAGGAGACUUAAGAACCUUUGGCCAGAGUGCAAAUGGCCAGUGGAGAAAUUCCACUCCAGCAUCAGGUGCAGCUUCACAAAAAUCAAGAAACAGUAGAAGUCUUUACCUCGAAACCCGAAAGACCUCAAGUGGAUUAUCAAACAGUUUUACGGGAAAGUCAAAUCACCACUGCCAUGUGUCUGCAUAUGAAAAAUCUUUUCCUAUUAAAUCUGUUCCAAGUCCAUCUUGGAGUGGUUCAUGUCGUCGAAACCUUUUGAGCCCUAAGAAAACUCAGAGGCGACAUGUUAGUACAGCAGAAGAGACAGUUCAAGAAGAAGAAAGAGAGAUUUACAGGCAGCUGCUACAGAUGGUCACUGGGAAACAGUUUUCUGUAGCCAAACCCACCACACACCUAUCUCGAUGUCUUAGUUCCAGUAGGAAUACUUUGCAAGACUCACUGUUUAAAAAUGGAAACUCUUAUGCAGCUCAGAUUAUUGGCUCUGAUACGUCAUCAUCUGGAUCUGCCAGCAUUUUAACUACCCAGGAACAACUGUCUCACAGUGGAUAUUCCUUAUCAUCUUAUACUCCAGAUAUUUCAUUUAGAUCCAAAGAUUCUGAUCCUCUCCAUCAGCUCCAACAUCACCACUCUCUUCCACAUCAGCCAGAUAACGUUUCUGCUUCAAAUACACAAUCUAAAGGAUCAGACUCUGUGAUUUUACUCAAAGUGCAAGAUUCCCAGACUCCAGCUCCCAGUCCUACUUUUUUCCAGGCAGAGUUGUGGAUCAAAGAAUUAACUAGUGUUUAUGAUUCUCGAGCACGGGAAAGAUGGCGCCAGAUUGAAGAGCAAAAAGCACUGGCAUUACAGCUUCAAAACCAGAGACUGCAGGAACAGGAACAUUCAAUACAUGAUUCAGUAGAACUGCAUCUUCGUGUACCUCUUGAAAAGGAGAUCCCUGUCACAAUUGCCCAAGAAACAGAAAAAAAAGGUCGUAAAUUAACUGAUAGUGAAGAUGAAUUUCCCGAAAUCACAGAGGAAAUGGAGAAAGAAAUAAAGAAUGUAUUUCGUAACGGCAACCAGGAUGAAGUUCUGAGUGAAGCAUUCCGCUUGACCAUUACACGCAAAGAUAUUCAAACUCUAAACCAUCUGAACUGGCUCAAUGAUGAGAUCAUCAAUUUCUACAUGAAUAUGCUGAUGGAGCGAAGUAAAGAGAAGGGAUUGCCAAGUGUACAUGCAUUUAAUACCUUUUUUUUCACUAAGUUAAAAACGGCUGGUUAUCAGGCGGUGAAGCGCUGGACAAAGAAAGUGGAUGUAUUUUCCGUUGAUAUUCUUUUGGUGCCCAUUCACCUGGGAGUGCACUGGUGUCUUGCUGUUGUGGACUUCAGAAAGAAGAAUAUUACCUAUUAUGAUUCUAUGGGUGGUAUAAACAAUGAAGCCUGCAGGAUCCUUUUGCAAUACCUAAAGCAAGAGAGCAUUGACAAGAAAAGGAAAGAGUUUGACACCAAUGGCUGGCAGCUCUUCAGCAAGAAAAGCCAGGAAAUUCCACAGCAGAUGAAUGGAAGUGAUUGUGGGAUGUUUGCGUGCAAAUAUGCUGACUGCAUUACCAAAGACAGACCAAUCAACUUCACACAACAACACAUGCCAUACUUCCGGAAGCGGAUGGUCUGGGAGAUCCUCCACCGAAAGCUCUUGUGAAGACCGUCUCUUUUAGCAGACAUUGACAUUGUGGGGGACCAGCUCUUUGUUGUCUACAGCCAGAGACCUUGGAAACAGCUGCUCCCAACCUUCUGUUCUUGUAAAGCCCUUGAUCCUGGACCAGGCCCUGGCGAGAUGCAUUCACAAGCACAUCUGCCUUUCCUUUUGUAUCUCAGAUACUAUUUUUGCAAAGAAACUUUGGUGCUGUGAAAGGGGUGAGGGACAUCUCUAAGCUGAAGAGAGAGACUGCUUUUCACUUCUUCAGUUCUGCCAUCUUGUUUUCAAA
Molecule: messenger RNA, 2778 nt
Organism: Miniopterus natalensis
Lineage: Eukaryota; Metazoa; Chordata; Mammalia; Chiroptera; Miniopteridae
Gene: SENP1
Product: SUMO specific peptidase 1
Biological process (GO): proteolysis; protein desumoylation
Cellular component (GO): nucleus
Molecular function (GO): deSUMOylase activity
Source: RefSeq, a predicted model, not a curated record